Molecule: messenger RNA, 3707 nt
Organism: Myotis davidii
Lineage: Eukaryota; Metazoa; Chordata; Mammalia; Chiroptera; Vespertilionidae
Gene: CAMKK1
Product: calcium/calmodulin-dependent protein kinase kinase 1, alpha
Exons: 16
Coding region: 239-1756 (505 amino acids)
Biological process (GO): protein phosphorylation; CAMKK-AMPK signaling cascade; activation of protein kinase activity
Molecular function (GO): protein kinase activity; ATP binding
Source: RefSeq, a predicted model, not a curated record
UUUCUCCCAAAGCUGCUGGGCCUCCCGUGUUCUGCCCGUGUCUGUCUGUUCUGACUCCAGAUCAUCAGAUUCCCCCUGCUUCCCUGUGUAGCCAGCAAGGCAGACAUGAAUGUGCCUGUUUUACGGAUGGGAAUACUGAGGCCCAGAGGGCUGGUGUGCAGCAGAGCCACAUGAGUUCCUGGAAAUCCUCCAGUUAGUUCCCAAUAAGGCUGCACGGAGGACCCCCUUGACCGUGGCAAUGGAGGGGGGCCCAGCGGUCUGCUGCCAGGAUCCGCGGGCAGAGCUGGUGGAGCGAGUGGCAGCCAUCGAUGUGGCCCGCUUGGAGGAGGCAGAUGGUGGCCCGGGGCCUGCCAGGAACGGUGUGGAACCCCCACCACGGGCCAGAGCUGCCUCCAUGAUCCCCGGCAGUGCUUCAGGACUCCCCCUACCCCGACCCAGCCUCUCCACCAGGAAGCUGUCCCUGCAGGAGCGGCCAGCAGGAAGCUGCCUGGAGGCCCAAGCUGGGCCUUACACCACGGGGCCUGCCAGCCACAUCUCCCCACGGGCCUGGCGGAGGCCCACCAUCGAGUCCCACCGCGUGGCCAUCUCGGAUGCAGAGGACUGUGUGCAGUUGAACCAGUACAAGCUGCAGAGUGAGAUUGGCAAGGGUGCCUACGGCGUGGUGCGGCUGGCCUAUAACGAAAGUGAAGACAGGCACUAUGCAAUGAAAGUCCUUUCCAAAAAGAAGUUACUGAAGCAGUAUGGCUUUCCACGUCGCCCUCCCCCGAGAGGGUCCCAGGCUGCCCAAGGAGGACCAGCCAAGCAGCUGCUGCCCCUGGACCGGGUGUACCAGGAGAUCGCCAUCCUGAAGAAGCUGGACCACGUGAAUGUGGUGAAGCUGAUCGAGGUCCUGGAUGACCCAGCUGAGGACAAUCUCUAUUUGGUGUUUGACCUCCUGAGAAAGGGGCCGGUCAUGGAGGUGCCCUGCGACAAGCCCUUCCCGGAGGAGCAAGCUCGCCUCUACCUGAGGGACAUCAUCCUGGGCCUUGAGUACUUGCACUGCCAGAAGAUCGUCCACAGGGACAUCAAGCCGUCCAACUUGCUCCUGGGGGACGACGGACACGUGAAGAUCGCCGACUUCGGCGUCAGCAACCAGUUUGAGGGGAACGACGCCCAGCUGUCCAGCACGGCCGGCACCCCGGCGUUCAUGGCCCCCGAGGCCAUCUCCGAUACCGGCCAGAGCUUCAGUGGGAAGGCCUUGGAUGUGUGGGCCACGGGGGUCACACUGUACUGCUUUGUCUAUGGGAAGUGCCCGUUCAUCGAUGACUACAUCCUGGCCCUGCACAGGAAGAUCAAGAAUGAGGACGUGGUGUUUCCUGAGGAGCCAAAGGUCAGCGAGGAGCUCAAGGACCUGAUCCUGAAGAUGCUAGACAAGAAUCCCGAAAGGAGAAUUGGGGUGCCAGACAUCAAGUUGCACCCGUGGGUGACCAAGAACGGGGAGGAGCCCCUCCCCUCAGAGGAGGAGCACUGCAGCGUGGUGGAGGUGACCGAGGAAGAGGUGAAGAACUCGGUCAAGCUCAUCCCCAGCUGGACCACAGUGAUCCUGGUGAAGUCCAUGCUGAGAAAGCGUUCCUUUGGGAACCCAUUUGAGCCCCAAGCACGGAAGGAAGAGCGCUCCAUGUCUGUCCCAGGAAACUUACUGUUGAAAGACGGGUGUGGUGAAGGCAUCAAGAGCCCGGAGCUCCCUGGUGUCCAAGAAGACGAGGCUGCGUCCUGAGCCCCUGCAUGCGCCCAGGGCCACCCAGCAACACGCUCAUCCUGCGCCUCCAAAGGCCCCUGCACUCAUGCCGACAGCCGCCCCUGCGAGCAGGGGGCUGGGGACUGUGGACCCUCUCCUGGCUCCCCUCCCCCCGUCAUGCUGCAUGACCUCUGCGCGUGUCCGAGACAGGAUUGGAAUGUGUGUCAUCUGGGGUUUGGUGGGCAGGGCUCCCUCGAGCCUUUCUCCUUGUCUUGGCUCUCCCCGUGGAACCCACAUUGUGGGGAAGGUAGGUACGCUUGGUGCCUUAGGAACCCCACAUGGCUCAUCGGCAAGGCCCAGAGGCAGGAGACGAGAAACCGAGAUGGCAGGAGGAGGCCCGGCUUACCACCACUGCAGAGACCUCCCGCCGGGGCUGGGCAGGCCAGGCUCAGCUGCCACGCACAUGGAGGGGGGUACCCUGCCACCUUGGGGGGGCGUUGCCAGAGCUUGAGUCUGCUGAGAACACUGGUAUGGAGUCUCUGAGUCUUUGAUGGGUAUUCCGGGGCCUCACUGGGGCAGGGGCCAGUAUUGGAGAAUUCAGAUUCUCGUUCUGUUGUCUUUUACUUUUGUUUUUUAUAUGGGGGCAAGGGGCUACACAGACCUGCUUGGGAACAGCACAUGACCUCUCCGAAGCUGUGGGCGGUUCCUAGUGCAUCCCACCCUUACGUGCAGCCAGGUGAGCUGAACUGACCUUGCCGGAUUGUGUUUCACACCCAGCACUAGCCAAAGAAAGGGCUGAAUUCAACUCUCAGCAGAGACCUGAGCCAGGAGCACCACGUCUUCCCUGCCCGCAUCACUCCCUCUGUGGCUCCUCAGAGCCAUGGCGGCAGAAGAGGCACCAGGGACCGACAUGGCCUGAGAGCCCUGGACUCACAGGGCCAUGGCCUUGCAGAUGCUGAAGUAACUGGAACCCAGUCUCCAAUCCUACACCGGCCUCCCCAUCUGGCCCCAGAAGCUGCCCUCACAUUCCUACGCUGAAGGACAAACUGCCCACGGUGAAGGCCGCCCUAGAGUGGGGCCUUUGUGGGGCGUGCAUGCUGGCAGGCAGCCAUGGAGCGGCAGGCCUUCUGCCACUGCCUCACCCCAGGACAGUCACCAUCCAGCCUGCCCCGAGCUGGAGGGCUGGACUGUGUGUGUCGACCGGGCCAGGCUGGGGCAGACAUCUCUCUGGGACUCUGAUGGCGUGAUGUUCGCUGACCAAAUGCUCAAGAGACUGGCCUCCAAAGGACAGCAAAGCAGGACUCAUCAGAUACCUCCCCUGAGAACGUGGGCCAAACAAGCGGGUACAGUGGCGGGCGUGGGCUUCAUCUCGCAAGAGGACUUGUGCCGAGAGGGGAGGGAGGCCGGGCCGGAGGGGGGUCCCUCCUGCGCAUCUCCGUGCCUGUGGGUGUCCGUCGCGCCUCCGCACACACGCAUGUGCGUGCCCAUCCGCUGCACAGCACACUCGCAUGUCUUGCACUGGCACAUGCAUCUGUAAUAUAGUUUCUAUGUCUAUUUAAGACUAUGAGCAGCACGUGGCCCGUCAUCAAUGGGUCCACGUUUCUCCCUGGCUCCUCUCCGCUAAGGCAUCGUAACCAGGGCUUAGGAAACAUUCGGCACUGUUUUUAAGAACACGGUCGUAGAGUUGGUGGGAGGCCGGUCACCGACCCGCAAGCUUUGGUUGAGCAUCUCUGCGCUGGGGCCUGGCGGGUGGGGCCUCAAGGGGGCGACGUCCAUCGGACUUGCCCUGGCAGAGCUCCAAGGUGAGCCUGGCAUUGUUGGCCAGGGCACAGCCUGGAUGGCGUGCCGACCCCGCCGCCGUGGGUUGGGGUUGGCAUCGUUUCUGAACGUAGCACAAGUGAUGAAUAGACUCCAUAAGAGUGUUUUAAAAGUUAACUUCUCAGGAAGUGAGUUAAAAACAUUAAAAGCCCUUUCUUGAGUUAAAACAACA